Molecule: messenger RNA, 1137 nt
Organism: Nematocida major
Lineage: Eukaryota; Fungi; Microsporidia
Product: prolyl 3-hydroxylase /prolyl 3,4-dihydroxylase
Exons: 1
Coding region: 1-1137 (378 amino acids)
Biological process (GO): peptidyl-proline hydroxylation; regulation of translational termination
Cellular component (GO): cytoplasm
Molecular function (GO): iron ion binding; L-ascorbic acid binding; peptidyl-proline dioxygenase activity
Source: RefSeq, a predicted model, not a curated record
AUGCCCCAAAUUGAAAUUAACGGAGUCCCGGAGAAAAAAGUUGUCAGGGGUGUGCACACCGCCCCUUUUUACCACAGAGUCGUAGACGACUUCCUGCCGUGCAGCGUGUUCCAGGAGGUGGUUGAGUCCGCGAAGAACAGCAGGUACUUUGAGAAGCACUCUGAUCUUUUUCAUUUCUACCAGACCAAUGAGCUGAAAGAUGACGCAAAAUUCAAGCAGUUUCUGUCUAUACUCCGAGAGAGCAUGAGCGCGGACCUGGAGCGUAUCCAGCGCCCGGUGCACGGAGAAGAGAUGACUUUGUUCGGGUCUUUCUACAACCCGGGCCACUUUCUUCUUCCGCACGACGACUGUGUAGAGAAGCGGGUGCUUGCUUUUUCGUUCUAUCUGAACGACCCAAGCGAGGAGAGCGAAGAAAAGGAGGAAAAGCAGGAAGCCCCAAAGGGCCCAAACGGAGAGCUGGCUCUGUAUGAGGAAGACGGCAUAGCCUUGGCCAAGGAAAUAGCCCCCAGGCCCAACAGGCUUGUCAUCUUUGAAGUGUCUGGGAAGUCCUACCACGAGGUGAAGAUGAUGACAAAGGGGUACCGAAUGGCGCUGACUGGGUGGCUGAUGUCGGAAAAGUGCAACCCGGAAAGCAUCACGCUGCCGUGCCCCCGCAACCGGUACUGGGUUUUCAAUGCAGAAGAGUCAAUCAGCAUUGACUUGCCCAAGAGCCCGCAGCUGUCAGCUCUAGACACGUGCAACGACCAGGAGUGGGUGUCCAACGCAACGCGCGUGCUGAACAGCCUGUCGUGGAAGCGAAGACUCAACUGCAUAUACACGUCGCUGGAGGAGCCAGACACGGCCAGCGAAAUCCCCAUUGGCUUGCUGGCAAUCAUGUGGAAAGAUCUAGUUGAUGUGCUGGUGGCAAAGGUUUCGCCUGGCGGAUACUUGCUGCUAAAUGACCCGUUCAACGAGAAGUCGGACGCGCUAGCAGUUCUGUCUCUGUACGAAGGCCCCAUAUGCAUCGUGGACGAGCACGGCGAGCAGGUUGGAACGAUAGAGGCGCCCGGCUACUAUGUGUGGCCUGCAAGCGGGGCUUUGUUUGUGCCGCCCUGCAACAAGGAGGGCUUCAUUGUGGCGUACCGGUUUAACGUCUAG